Molecule: messenger RNA, 1201 nt
Organism: Medicago truncatula (barrel medic)
Lineage: Eukaryota; Viridiplantae; Streptophyta; Magnoliopsida; Fabales; Fabaceae
Product: nicotianamine synthase
Exons: 1
Coding region: 99-953 (284 amino acids)
Biological process (GO): nicotianamine biosynthetic process
Molecular function (GO): nicotianamine synthase activity
Source: RefSeq, a predicted model, not a curated record
GCUUUCUCUCAUUUUUCCACAAGCAAAACACAAAUCGUUUAUUCCAUUCUAUCUUUCAUUCUCUCAAACUUCUACUAAAAUUACUUCAAUUCAAUCCAAUGGCAUCUUUCCAAUCCUUCAACUUUGAAACUGAAAUUCCACAAGAGCUUCUCAUAUCUCAAAUCAUGCAAAUUCAUACAACCAUUUCUAAGCUAGAAUCUCUUAGGCCUUCAAAACAAGUCAACACCCUUUUGACUCACUUAGUCAAACUUUGCAUCCUCCCUUCAUCCAUUGAGAUUGAAGCCUUGCCACAAGAGGUUAAGACAAUGCGUGAAAGCCUCAUUCCCAUUUGUGGCAAAGCUGAAGGACUUUUGGAGCUUGAAUUCUCAACUUUCAUUAGCCAAACACCAAAUCCAGCAAAAAAUUUAACACUUUUCCCUUACUAUGGAAACUAUGUUAAACUAGCAAACUAUGAAAACAAAAUCCUCAAAGAAAAUGGUGUAGUGGAUGCAAAAAAAGUAGCUUUUAUAGGAUCUGGUCCAAUGCCACUAAGUUCAAUUAUAUUGGCAACUCAUCACAUGGAAUCAACUCACUUUGAUAAUUUUGAUAUCGAUGAGAAAGCUAAUGAGGUUGCUAGCAAGAUCGUGGCUUCGGAUAAAGCACUUGAAAAGAGGAUGAAAUUUGUGACACAAGAUAUAAUGGAAGCUAAGGAGAGGUUAGGGCAAUAUGAUUGCAUUUUUUUGGCAGCACUUGUUGGUAUGCGUAGAAGUGAAAAAGUGAAGAUUUUGGGACAUAUAAGUAAGUAUAUGAAGGAAGGUAGUGUUUUGCUUGUAAGAAGUGCAAAAGGGAGUAGAGCUUUUUUGUAUCCUAUUGUUGAGGAGAAUGAUAUGGUAAAUUUUGAGGUGCUUACAAUUUUUCAUCCAACGGAUGAUGUUAUCAACUCGGUUAUUCUUCUUCGCAAACCUAAAGCUUGAUCAAUAAGCUAAGUUACCAAAUAAGUUGAAUUUCUACUUGAAGAAGAAUCUAUUUAUAGUGUAGAUUCAAAUGUGUGUUGUUCUUUUGAUUGAAAGUGUUUCUUUUCCUAUGAUAUACUUUGUAUAAUUAGUGAGGUUUAGUGUUAUGUUCUAGUGCUUGCCUCAUUCGUCUUACUUUAUAAGAUGAUUGAAGAUUAUGUAUCGUAAUUCCAAAUAAUAAAUGAACAAGCUUUGUGUUUAUUUUUUAA